GGUGAUGUUGUAGUUCUUCUCUCUCUCAGAGAACCACUCGCCUGACCUCAUCAUCCAACCACCCCAGCAGUUCCUUCCCAUCUCUCCUUCCCCCAGCGGUUUGUUUCGGUUCGUUGAAUCUCCCAUUUCCCCCCCCAAUCUCUUUCUACGAAUGAGAAAGAUGUGCCCCUCCCUCUAUUCUCAUUUACAGCCUCUCAUCUUUCCCUCCCUCAUUUAUACGCCCUAGGACCCUGAUCUGACUCGAAUCUUUCUAAUGCAGCCCCAUAGUCUCAAUUCCGACCAGCCCUUUUCCUUGUCGCGUCUCGUCAUGUCCUUCUUCUCCUACGUUGCCUCGGGCAUCAGCUCGUUCGUCGUGGUCACGCUCUCUCUAUUCGCCCUCGGCCAGAAGGUUCCUCGCGCCGCGUUCGUUGCUCGCUGCCUCGCAGCCUAUGGGUCGCUCCUCCUGUGCGCCACCUAUGGCGUUGUGGCCUCGAUCGUCCUGCGCCUGGCCGGCUACGGCCGGGUGUCGCAGUGGGCCACGGCGCGCAGUUUCAAGUGGGUGAUGCGGUAUACGACCGGUGUGCAGUUCGAUAUUGUGGAGGGGGUCGAGCACCUGUCGACUCGCCCGGCGGUGUUCAUCUCCAACCACCAGUCGGAGCUGGACGUGCUCAUGCUGGGCGCCAUCUUCCCGCCCUACUGCAGCGUCACGGCCAAGAAGUCGCUCAAAUAUGUGCCCUUCCUCGGCUGGUUCAUGGCCCUGUCCCGGACCGUCUUCAUUGACCGUGCCAACCGUGAGACGGCCGUCAAGGCGUUCGACAGCGCCGCCGCGGAGAUGCGUCAGCAUCGCCAGAGCGUCUUUAUCUUCCCUGAGGGCACCCGGAGCUACUCCGACAACCCGGAGCUGCUGCCUUUCAAGAAGGGUGCUUUCCACCUGGCUGUGAAGGCUGGUGUGCCGAUCGUCCCCGUCGUCACGGAGAACUACUCCCACGUCCUGUCUCCCCGCAAUAUGAGAUUCAAUGCGGGGACUAUCAAGAUCAAGGGUGCGUUUUUGGGUCCGGGAUGUGUCUUUCGAUUAUAUCUUGGUGACUAACACAAGUAUAGUCCUUCCGCCGAUCAGCACCGAGGGUCUGACCCCCGCCGACGUCGAC
This is a messenger RNA of Aspergillus uvarum CBS 121591, 1127 nucleotides long. Its product is annotated as 1-acylglycerol-3-phosphate O-acyltransferase SLC1. Gene Ontology annotation, biological process: phosphatidic acid biosynthetic process. Bases 308 to 1069 code for a protein of 253 amino acids. Gene Ontology annotation, cellular component: membrane; endoplasmic reticulum. The record is from RefSeq and is a predicted model, not a curated record. The transcript has a single exon. Lineage: Eukaryota; Fungi; Ascomycota; Eurotiomycetes; Eurotiales; Aspergillaceae. Gene Ontology annotation, molecular function: 1-acylglycerol-3-phosphate O-acyltransferase activity.